Molecule: messenger RNA, 1171 nt
Organism: Melitaea cinxia (Glanville fritillary)
Lineage: Eukaryota; Metazoa; Arthropoda; Insecta; Lepidoptera; Nymphalidae
Product: putative nuclease HARBI1
Exons: 3
Coding region: 1-1086 (361 amino acids)
Source: RefSeq, a predicted model, not a curated record
AUGUCUUUACUACAAGAAAUUUUGUGGGAAAGUUCUUCCGAUUCAGACAACGACUUAAUUAUUUAUUCUAAUAUUAAAAAAAGAAAGGUUUACCUCGAAAGAAUAGAUAGAUUUAGCAAAUGGGAUGAAAACUCCUUUUUGGAAAGGUUUCGUGUUUCCAAGAAACUUGCACGCGCUUUGGCUUUGUACUUAGACCCAUUGAUAUCAUCGAGAACCACGAAAAAUUCAACUGUAACUUCAAUGCAACAAGUACUUAUUGCAUUAGAAUAUUUUGCGUGUGGCUCAUUUCAACGGUGCAUUGCUGAUACUGCAGGAGUAAAUAAAUCAAGCGUAUGCCGUAUAAUAAACAGAGUGAGCAGAGCAAUUGCAAGAAUGAGACCUGAAUGGAUAUCAAUGCCUUGUAAUAUGAAUGAGAUAGAAAAAGUGGCAACAAAUUUCUAUGAACUAAGCGCCUUUCCUAAAGUUAUUGGGGCUAUUGAUUGUACACAUAUACCCAUCAAAUCUCCAGGUGGCAUAGACGCAGAAAACUAUAGAAAUAGAAAAUUGAUAUUUUCAAUAAAUGUGCAAGUUAUUUGCGAUGCAGAAAUGUAUAUAAACAACAUAGUAGCACGUUGGCCUGGCAGUAGUCAUGAUAGCCAUAUAUUUAACUGCAGUGUUAUAAAAAGUAGACUGGAGGCUGGUGAAUUUGAAGGAUACUGGUUACUUGGUGAUAAGGGCUAUGCAAUAAAACCAUAUUUGAUGACUCCUCUACGUAACCCAAUAUCUGAAGGAGAAAAACUGUAUAAUGAAAGCCAAAUUAGAACAAGAAAUGUUAUUGAAAGGCUAUUUGGAUGUUGGAAAAAGCGUUUUCCAGUUCUAUCAUCGAAAAUUCGCACUGAUUUAAAGAAAGCACAACCUAUUAUAGUGGCUACUGCAGUACUCCAUAAUAUGUGCAAGAAAAUGAAAGAACCUACACCAUCAUUUAUGGAUUAUGAGACUCCGUUAUCUUCUGAUGAAGAGGAAUUUGAAUAUAGAGGUUCGAUUAACAGAUCUGAUGACCAUAAUAGAACUUCUUUGAUAAAUAAUUACUUUAAUCAAAUGUGUUAGUUACUCACCACCUAAUAUGUUGGGGUUGUUGAGGUAAUAAGGAUAAAAAUAAGGAUUUAUUUUAAAUAAAAAUUUUAUUAAUUAA